AACGGCGAACACACCAAUGAUAGUCACUGGCAUUCGGAUGCUGCUGCGUUAAACAAUGCUACCGAGCAGAACUACGACGCACAAAUGACACUAAGGUGUGCCGUUGGAUACUGGUUGUUACCUGCGUCGAAGUUCGGCCAACCACAGACCACGCAGACAGUGAGGUGCGGACUAAACGGGACCUGGACACCUGCUGCAAAUUGCACUAUGAUAACUUGCCCGGCCCUCAACGGCGAACACACCAAUGAUAGUCACUGGCAUUCGGAUGCUGCUGCGUUAAACAAUGCUACCGAGCAGAACUACGACGCGCAAAUGACACUAAGGUGUGCCGUUGGAUACUGGUUGUUACCUGCGUCGAAGUUCGGCCAACCACAGACCACGCAGACAGUGAGGUGCGGACUAAACGGGACCUGGACACCUGCUGCAAAUUGCACUAUGAUAACUUGCCCGGCCCUCAACGGCGAACACACCAAUGAUAGUCACUGGCAUUCGGAUGAUGCUGCGUUUAACAAUGCUACCGAGCAGAACUACGGCGCACAAAUGACACUAAGGUGUGACGAUGGAUACUGGUUGAAACCUGCGUCGAAGUUCGGCCAACCACAGACCACGCAGACAGUGAGGUGCGGACUAAACGGGACCUGGACACCUGCUGCAAAUUGCACUAUGAUAACCUGCCCUGCCCUCUGGACCAAGCAGAGCCAAGCUAGUCACUGGCAGUUGGCUAAUGCUACGUUAAGCAAUGCUACGAAGAUGAAUUAUGACGCAAACGUGCAACUCAAGUGUGACGAUGGAUACUGGUUGCAAAACACAUCAACCCAUGGCAACCCAAAUACAACCCAAAGAGUGAAGUGCAGAUUAAACGGGGACUGGACACCUGCUGAAGACUGCUCUAUGAUAAAUUGCGGUAAAUUUACACUCGAUGACCAAAACUCCGAUUAUGCACAAAUAACAUGGCAUAGUGGAACCCUCUUUGGAGAUGUCAUUGCAAUGACGGAUACAGAAUCGUGGGACCCCACAUAAACAUGUAUCGGAGAAUAUAACUUGUGGUUCCGAUGGCCGUUGGGGAAAAACGUCUGGCUGCGAACCAAAAGAUUGUGGAAGACCUUUGAUCCAGACCAUGGCUGGGUGAAUAUCUCGAAUGGAACCGCUGUAGGAAACACGGCCACAUUCUACUGUGAUAUUGGCUACACUGUAGUCGGAAACAGUAAAACAACAUGCCUUAACAACAAC
Molecule: messenger RNA, 1230 nt
Organism: Dreissena polymorpha
Lineage: Eukaryota; Metazoa; Mollusca; Bivalvia; Myida; Dreissenidae
Product: CUB and sushi domain-containing protein 1-like
Exons: 6
Coding region: 85-1020 (311 amino acids)
Source: RefSeq, a predicted model, not a curated record